UCUUUCAUCUGUAUCUGCUCGACUCUCAUUCGUUGUCCCCUGUUUGCCCUUUUAUUUCCUCCAUUAAAUGUCGCAUGUAUAAUGCAUUUUCCAAUCCCUUAUAACAUUUUCUAGGGUUUCCAUUCUCUGAUUAGAAUCAAUUGCCCCUCCACUGCAUCUUCAUUUUGUGUUUGCAAGAUUCAAUCUUGAUAGUAAAUUCUGUGGCUGGAUUGGAUCAAUUACUUUAAGUUUGAAAUGGACGAUGGGGAGCUUGAAUUGUCGAAUCAACCCUUGUAUUCGUGUUCGGAUUUGAUUGAUCUUCCGAGCAGUUGCUCAAUGGACGGCAUUGAAGAGUUUCUCAACAAGACACAAGCCUGCACUCAUGCCCACACGUGUAACACUUCGGGCCCCGAUAAUUCCCACACGCACACUUGUUAUCAUGUCCACACGAAGAUUAUGCCAACCCAGAGUGAUGAUCAGACCCCAACUGAUGAUACGGCUGAAUCCACAGAGAAGAAAGGAAAGAAACGGCCUUUGGGUAAUCGUGAAGCUGUACGCAAAUACCGGGAGAAGAAGAAGGCAAGGACUGCAUCGUUGGAGGAUGAAGUUGUUCGAUUGAGAGCUUUGAAUUCACAGUUAAUCAAGAGGGUGCAGGGCCAAGCUGUACUGGAGGCAGAGAUUGCUCGACUCAAGUGCUUGCUUGUUGACAUUAGAGGAAGAAUCGAGGGCGAGAUUGGAUCUUUCCCUUACCAGAAACCUGUUAAUACAAAUCUUCAAGGUGCUUAUGUGACGAAUCCUUGCAAUAUUCAAUGUAAUGAUGAGCUUUAUUGUCUUCAACCGGGAUCAGAGGGCGCAUUAUUGAACAAUCAAUUCAUCAAUGAUUGUGAAUUCGACAAUCUACAAUGUUUGGGGAAUCAGAAUGCUGGACAAAAGGAGUCUUCGGGUUGUGGACUUGGCAAUGGCAAUGGCAAUGGCAUAUCAACUGGCAAUAUUUCCGGUAUGAAUAAGAAACGAUGAAUUUCUCGUUGCUUAAUCGUUUCAAAUUUCAAUUCAAGAAGAUGUUUUCCUACUGUGACAAAUAUGAUUUACUGCUUAGUAUGCAGUGAGUCUUCUGUGAGUUGCCUGUUCUGAUGUACAGUGAGGAAGUGUUAGUAUUUCUGUCUAGCCAUCAGUCCCAAGAUGGAAGCCCAUUUUAACUUGGCCAAGUUGGAGAUCAACAAAUGUCUGGAAACCUAAAACCAAGUUUUAAGUAAUUUUUCAUACUGUAUGUGCUGAGACAAUUUAAUCUUUUAGACGGGUUUAUUUGAUCA
Messenger RNA from Olea europaea var. sylvestris, 1289 nucleotides. Its product is annotated as basic leucine zipper 19-like. The record is from RefSeq and is a predicted model, not a curated record. The transcript is spliced from 2 exons. Gene Ontology annotation, molecular function: DNA-binding transcription factor activity, RNA polymerase II-specific; RNA polymerase II cis-regulatory region sequence-specific DNA binding. Lineage: Eukaryota; Viridiplantae; Streptophyta; Magnoliopsida; Lamiales; Oleaceae. Gene Ontology annotation, biological process: DNA-templated transcription; regulation of transcription by RNA polymerase II. Bases 235 to 996 code for a protein of 253 amino acids.